Messenger RNA from Ilex paraguariensis (yerba mate), 432 nucleotides. NCBI's taxonomy places the organism in Eukaryota, Viridiplantae, Streptophyta, Magnoliopsida, Aquifoliales, Aquifoliaceae. The record is from the annotation of a GenBank genome assembly.
AUGACAACCAUGCCAAUGCAGGCGGUGGUGGGGUCGAAUUUCCGGGUUUCUGAAAUGGGAUAUGAGAAUUCAAUGGUGGAGAUAGGUUACUCAGGUAACCAGAUAACACUGCCAAUGCCCGUUCAAGCUGCGGCCACCACUUCUUCUGACUCCCAGGUGGGUGGUGGAAGGAAGCGGCGAUUCACAGAUGAGAUGAUGGAGAAGACUAUUGAAAGGAGGCAAAGGAGGAUGAUCAAGAAUCGCGAGUCGGCUGCUAGGUCAAGGGCAAGGAAACAGGCCUACACCAAUCAGUUGGAGCAUGAUGCAUUUCAACUAAGGAGAAUAAAUGAUUGGCUCAAAAAGCAGAAGAAUCCCUUGGAAAGCAAAACCAGCACCGGAAGCUUCAUGUCAAAACAUGUUCGAUUCUUUGAUCCAUUGUAUAAGAGCAAUUAG